UGGAGAUCCUCAAACCCACCAUCCUUUAGAGCCUUUUUAUCAUUCUUAAAGAGCUUUCAGAGAAUCUAAAGCUAAAGAACAAAGAAUUCAUUCCAAGCCAUUUAACUCAUAAUCCUUGGUUGAAAGAUGAUUUACUGAAGUGCAAACCAUUGUCUGGGUGAUAUAUUCAAAGAGCCAUUUAUGAACCUGAUAACGUCCAUGUAUAUAUUCAUCUUUUUCUUAUUGAUAGUCCAAACAGGCAGUGAAAAUCCACACACCAGAUCUCCAUCAGGUCAAAACACCAGCAGACAGGGAGAGGGAAACUCUACAACAGAUGCCAGCAUCAUAGUAAGCACACAUAAUGCACCUGAUGAUGGGUCCACCACCACCCAUCCUCCAAAUGCAGUUGCUACAUCUAAUGUUAUCCAAAACUCUACAGCCAACCAACCUCUCAGUGCAGUGAGUACUUCUGCUGCUGGUUUGGGUAGUACAGCCACCAGCUCCAACAGUUCUUCAGCGAAUACAGCUGAAGGUCUGAGUAGUACAACUAUCAGCAACAAAAACUCUUCAGUGAACACCUCUGCUAGUUUGGGUAGUACAGUCAUCAGCUACAGCAAUUCUUCAGCGUCACCAACCAGUACAGUGAGUACUACUGCUGCUGGUUUGGGUAGUACAGCCACUAGCUCCAACAGUUAUUCAGUGAAUAACUCUGAAACUAAUUCAGCAUCACCAACCAGUACAGUGAACACCUCUGCUAGUUUGGGUAGUACAGUCAUCAGCUACACCAAUUCUUCAGUUCCUUCUUUAACCUGCUUUAAUGUCACUUCAAACAACCAAGGGAAAAGUUUGGAAUAUCAUGCCCUGAGUAACAUAUGCAAACUAAUUCAAAGCUGUUUGACUGGAAACGUUCUGUUUUAUGUCAUCCUUCCUACAUCAGAGGAUGGAACAGGAAAAGCUAAAAGCAGCAGUUCUAUUUCUAAUUCUCUUGUGAUCAUUGUAAAAGUCAAUGAAACUUGUCCUGUAAGCCUUCCUGCAAAUUUUAUGAAUCCUCCAAUUAAUAUAGGCAAGUGUCUGGACUCAAAUUACUCCUUACGGUUUGAGGAUUAUCCACUAAAAGAUGUCAAAAAUGUAACUUGUAAUCAUAAUGGAUCUACAAACAAUUCAACUGAUGUAACUACCACAGCUCCUGCUGCAACAGAUAAGUGA
This is a messenger RNA of Protopterus annectens (West African lungfish), 1185 nucleotides long. Its product is annotated as putative protein TPRXL. NCBI's taxonomy places the organism in Eukaryota, Metazoa, Chordata, Ceratodontiformes, Protopteridae. The record is from RefSeq and is a predicted model, not a curated record. The transcript is spliced from 22 exons. Bases 181 to 1185 code for a protein of 334 amino acids.